GUACGUAGCUUCGUUUGUAACAAUGAUAAGUGCAUUGUCAUGGGUACCAAAAGGGGCUGCAAAGGCCAUGCCCGAUCGUGCUGAACUUCCUUCUAAGGAGGAAAUCGAAAAGCUCAAAGAGAGUUGGAAAUUUGUCGGUGACGAUAAAGAAGAAGAAGAGACCGAGGAUGAAGAAGAGAAUGGUGAAGUUGCUCAUGCGAAAGCCGUAGCAAAAGAGUUUGGAAAAUCAUCCAAAAGCAAGAAUGCUUCUUCUUCAAUGGAGGUUGAUGCGGUAGAUGAUGGUUUGAAAGAACUCGACAUGGAUAAUUACGAUGAAGAGGAUGAUGAAAUUGAAAUUUUUAGCUCCGGGCGUGGGGAUCUUUACUAUAAGAGUAACGAGAUGGAUCCAUAUCUCAAGAGAAAUGAUGAUCAUGAUGAUGACUCGGAUGAUGAUCCAACAAUCUUACCAACCGAUUUAGUGAUUGUCUGCGCUAGGACCGACGACAAAGAUGCUAACUCUCUUGACGUCUAUGUAUGCGAGGAUACAUCCGAUGGUUCUCCAAAUAUGUAUAAUCAUCAACACAUAAUUAUACCAGCAAUUCCAUUGUGUACUGCUUGGCUUGAUUGUCCACUUAAAGGAGGAGAAAAAGGGAAUUUCCUAGCUGUUGGUUCAGCUAAAACGCCAAUAAUAGAGAUAUGGGAUCUUGACGUUAUGUUCGAGGUUCUACCUUGUGUACAACUAGGAGGACGAAACGAGGAAGGGAAAUAUAAAGAAGGUAGCCACACUAAAUCAGUUCUUGGUCUUGCUUGGAAUAAGGAGUUUCGGAAUAUUCUUGCUAGUGCUAGUUCCGACAAAAAAGUUAAAGUUUGGGAUGUGGCUACUGGAACAUGCAAGAUUACUAUGGAUCAUCACACAGAGAAGGUUCAAGCCGUUGCUUGGAACCAUUAUGCUCCAGAAGUGCUUCUCAGUGGGUCCUUUGAUCAAACUGUUGUAAUGAAAGAUGGAAGACAACCUUCACACUCGGGUUUCAAAUGGUCCGUCAUGUCCGAUGUUGAAAGCUUAGCCUGGGAUCCUCAUAGUGAACACUCCUUUGUGGUAAGUCUCGAGGAUGGAACUAUCAAGGGCUUUGAUGUACGUCAAGCCACCACUCCAGCCUCUAAUUCAAAUCCAACCUUUACUAUCAAUGGACAUAACGAAGCAGCUACUUCCGUCUCAUACAACAUUUCAGCACCUAAUCUUUUGGCAACUGGAUCUAUGGAUCAAUCGGUAAAGCUUUGGGAUCUUUCAAACAAUGAGCCUUCAUGCAUUGCUACACACACACCAAAUGCUGGAGGAUUAUUUUCCAUUGCCUUCUCUAUGGACAAUCCUUUCUUACUCGCUAUGGGUGGUCAAGUUAUAUCCCGUUUCAAAACAAUGAUAACUGCAGUGUCAUGGAUACCAAAAGGGAAUCUAAAAGCUGUUCCUGAUGUUGCUGAGCCUCCUUCAAAGGAAGAACUUAAAGAGCUCAUUGAGAGUGGUGCUUUUGCCAGAAGCGUGGACGAUAGUAAUGACGAUGAAGAAGAGAUUGAAGAGGAUGGAGAAGAGAUAAGUGAAGUUGAUCAUGCCAAGGCUGUAGCUGAAGCUUUUGGUAAAUCUUCUAAAAGCAAGGCUGCUUCUUCUUCAAUGGAGGUUGAUGAGGUAGCUCAAGGAUUGAAAGAACUUGACAUGGAUAAUUAUGAUGAAGAGGAUGAUGGAAUUGAACUUUUCAGUUCUGGAAUGGGGGAUCUUUAUUAUCCAAGUAAUGAGAUGGAUCCAUAUCUUAAGGAUGUUGAUGAUGAGGAUGAUGAAGAGGAUAUUGAUGACACGACAGUCAAGCCGACCGAUUCAGUGAUUAUCUGCGCUAGGAAUGAAGAUGAUGUCAGCCAUCUAGAGGUUUACGUAUACGAGGAAUCGUCUGGCUCUCCAAACAUGUAUGUUCAUCAUCACAUAAUUAUACCGGAAUUCCCAUUGUGUACUGCAUGGAUUGAUUGUCCUCUUAAAGGAGGGGAAAAAGGGAAUUUUGUAGCUAUUGGUUCAAAGGAAUCGCCGACAAUCGAGAUAUGGGAUCUUGACGUUAGGGACGAGGUGCUACCUUGUAUACAACUAGGAGGAACAGAGGAGAUGAUAGUGAGUAAGAAAAAGAAGAAUAAGAAAGAUAAGAGUAAGAAACAGAAGAUUAAGAAACCGAAAUACAAAGAAGGUAGCCAUACUGAUUCAGUACUUGGUCUUGCUUGGAACAAGGAGUUUCGGAACAUACUUGCUAGUGCUAGUGCCGACAAAAAAGUUAAGGUCUGGGAUGUGGCUACUGGAAUAUGUAAGAUUACUAUGGAGCAUCACACAAAGGAGGUUCAAGCGGUUGCUUGGAACCAUUAUGCUCCAGAAGUGCUUCUCAGUGGGUCGUUUGAUCAAACUGUUGUCUUGAAAGACGGAAGACAACCUUCACACUCGGGUUUCAAAUGGUCUGUCAUGUCUGAUGUCGAAAGCUUAGCCUGGGAUCCUCAUAGUGAACACUCCUUUGUGGUAAGUCUUGAAGAUGGAACCGUGAAAGGUUUUGAUAUACGUGCUGCACAGUCAGGUUCAGAUUCUGAUUUAAAACCAAGUUUCACUAUCCAAGCACAUGACCAAGACAAAGGAGUCUCCUCCAUCUCAUACAACAUUUCUUCACCCAAUCUUUUGGCUACGGGGUCUAUGGAUAAAACUGUAAAACUUUGGGAUCUUUCAAACAAUGAACCUUCAUGCAUUGCUACACACAAACCAAAAGCUGGAGCUGUGUUUUCCAUUUCUUUUGCGGUGGACAACCCUUUCUUGCUUGCUAUCGGUGGCUCAAAGGGAGAGCUACAUGUUUGGGAUACACUGUUGGACGCUAAUGUUGCUCGCAAAUAUGGGAGCAAUCGAUCUUGAAAAGACCCGCAAGGAUAACUUGCCUCUUUGAAGCUGUGAUGGUCGUUAGAUUCGAUCACACUCAUGCCAAAUUUUGCAGUUUCUUUUCUUCUUUUCUUUAGGCUUGUUUUAUCUCAUAUGAUUAUGGUUAAUCGUGCAAGGGUGUGAGCUUAUAUGUUGAAUUCCUAAAACUGGCAGAGCCUUUUUCAACUUAUCAAGAAUCUCUGAGUUUAUAUAUAAUUCGAUUUCAAGCUUUCUAGUAUGAUGGAACUAGCAUUUCCAGGUGUUGUGCUUUAAACAAAAGUUUCAUUUGUCA
Arabidopsis arenosa is the source of this 3194-nucleotide messenger RNA. The record is from the annotation of a GenBank genome assembly. Lineage: Eukaryota; Viridiplantae; Streptophyta; Magnoliopsida; Brassicales; Brassicaceae.